UAUUUGUUUUGAGAAACCCUGAAAAUAAAAUUAUCCAUCUUAUUUCAAACAAACAGCAAUAGACAUGUCAGUUGAAUUGAAGAUGGAUUUUAUAGAGGAGUACAACAAUCCAGACAGUCCUGGAUACAAAACCCUUUCAAGAAAUAUCACUGUAUUGCUUGAGCAGCAGUAUCGCAAACUGGAUGGCUUCUUUAGUGUUUCUGUGACAAAAUUCAGGAAAGGAAGUGUUGUAACAGAUUUUACUGUCAAGGUCAAAUCUGGAUCACUUGAUGCGACUGCACUGAAUUCAGUCAAUUCAAAUCUCCCGGCAGCAUUGACAUCAAUUGCUCCUGUUAUUGGCUCAGUGACUGCAAAGUACUACAGUUCAACUCAACUUGGGUCAGAUGUAAAUAAGUUCAUUUAUACUGGUCAAACCAUGACACUGACAUGUGACCCUACCGAGGCCAAAAUGGGAAACAGUAAGAAUCCUGUAUGGAAAUUUAACAAUGUUGUAAUCGGGUCACAUCGGCACAAACCGUUUAUUUCUGGAAGUCAGUACAAGCUGGCAGUGGAAAACGUUAUUCUUGGUGAUGCUGGAAAUUAUGAAUGCUCAGUGCCAGGAGACACUAUUACUUUCAUCCAAGACAGAAAUGUGGGAACAAAUGAGAUCAGAUCAGCUCCUAAUGUGCGAGUCCAGCAAACAAUGUUGGCGAAAUGCAAUGAGGGACAAAAACAACCAGUCGUCUGCUGUGUGCAGUCCCCUUAUACUGUCAGGUGGUAUGAUGGUUCAACGCUUUUAACUUCAGUUGCCGGUGCAGAUACAGGCUGCAUCAAGUAUGAAUAUCCAAUGCAAAGCUGCAGUGUACAAACAAAACUAUUCACAUGUAAAGUUGCUGAAGACGAGACUUAUAGCGCAACAACAACCCUGACGAUUUUUACAGAUCCUAUUGUAUGUGACAAUGAUGUGUAUGGGUCUGGACGAACCGGUGACAAAGCAACCGCAAUGUGCCCUGUUGGCUUGGAGGGGCACAAGAGUGCAGUGUGUCAGGCAUCAGGAGAAUGGAAACUUGUGGAGGACUCCUGCAUUGUAACCAAGAUCAAUGAAUUACUUAUUAAUUCAGUGGAUCUGAAGGAAGAAGAGAUUCAGGUAUUUUCAACAAAUCUAAGUAAGGUUGUCACAGAAGAGGAGGGGGGAAUUUCAAAAUCUUCGGCAACAAUAUCAGCUAUUGUUAACAUAUUAAAUAUAAUCGCAGAGGUUUCAAAAGUGGUUACUAAAGACGUUAUGAAGAAUGUGCUAGCUACUGUCGAUGUCCUCAUUAGUGAUGAUGCAAAAGACUCCUGGAACUUUCUGAACUCAAAUGAAACCCAAAAUUCUAGCUCAGCACUUCUUGGCUCAAUGGAGACAAUCUCUAACAAACUGGAUGGAAAUUUUACUUUAAGUUCUCGACGUAUCCAGAUGGGCAGGUCCAAAUUCAGCAACUCUUUCAGUGAUGCCUUGACCUCCAAUGUCUCCAUAAACCUUCAAAAUACAGGCCUCAGUGACGUCUUUAUAACCACGAUUGUUUUCUCCACCCUCCACAACAUUAUGCCGUCACGGAAUUCUUCGUUUAACCUUACUGCGUCCGACACCACCAGCAAUGAAACUAAACCUGACAAUGCCAUCAAUGCUGCUGUCCUGCUUGUAAAAUUAAAUGAAAACAUUCGGAACGUCACUCUGAGCUAUCAAAAGUUCAAUACCACUCUGGAACUGAAUCCUCAGUGCGUCUUCUGGAAUUUUAGCCUCUUAGAUAAUCUUGGUGCCUGGGAUGACCAGGGCUGUAGGUUUGUUUCUGAUAUAAACGAUACUGUAACCUGCACCUGCAACCAUCUCACAUCGUUCUCAAUUCUUAUGUCAACUGCCAUCCCUGAAGAACUACGAUUAUUACUGGAUAUAAUGACAUAUAUCGGCGUUGGAAUAUCAAUGAUCAGCUUAGUUAUUUGUCUCAUCAUUGAAGGAAUUGUAUGGCGACCCCUUACCAAAAACAGCACUGCCUUUAUGCGCCAUGUUGCCAUUGUUAACACAGCCCUGUCCUUGCUGAUUGCUGACAUCUGUUUCAUCAUUGGGGCCGCUAUUUCAAAGAACCCCGCAGAAAACCCAGGCGAGGACUACAAAGUUCCAGUUGGACCGUGCAGUGCAGCGACUUUUUUCAUGCACUUUUUCUAUCUCGCCAUGUUCUUUUGGAUGCUUGUUUCAAGCCUGCUGCUCUUGUACCGGUCAGUCUUGGUCUUCUCCCAAAUGUCCAAAUGGACCAUGUUCGCCAUUGGCUUGACUGUGGGAUACGUUUGCCCUCUGAUCAUAGCUGUUACUACAGUUGCUGCCACUGCACCUGGGGGUGGAUAUGUAAGGGAAGAUCUAGCUUGUUGGCUAAACUGGACAAAGACCAAGGCCCUCCUGGCCUUAGUGAUCCCUGCCUUGGCCAUAGUUGUGUUCAAUAUUUUGGUCAUUCUGGUGGUUUUGUACAAGAUGCUCAGAAGACGAAGCACUGGAAACCAAGCCCAGGCAGAUGAGAAAAAUGCCCUGCUAGUCAUUCUAAGAUGUGUGGCUGUACUGACUCCGCUAUUCGGACUGACCUGGUGUUUGGGAAUUGGAACCAUGGUGGACCCAACAAAUGGAGGGAUCCAUGUUGCUUUUGCUUUCUUCAACUCAUUGCAGGGUUUCUUCAUUUUAGUGUUUGGGACGUUAUUCGAUGCCAAGAUCCGCUCUCUUGUUUUGCGACAAGUGCCUGCAUUAAGCUCUACUUCUAAUCGCACAAGGAGCACUAGUGCAGGAACUUCCUCCAGUAGAGCAGAAAACAUCAUAAACCGAAUUUUUCGGAGAAGGGGGGUGUACCAUGUUUCACAAGUUCCAAACACAAGCAGCAACACUGACUCCUCACAGUCAUACAGCAGCAUCUAAAUCAGUUCACAUCAUGUCUGCAGAUUUAAGCACUAAAUUCCUCUUUUUUUGUUGUUAAUUGAUUUGUAAAUGCUGCUUUUUAAAGAUAAAAAAUGGUUAUGAUGCUAUAAAUAGUCCAGCAUCAUAACCAUUGCACAAAGUUCCAUCCACAAACUUAUGAAGGAAGCUGAAAUAGGAUUUUUACACAGUGGCACAUCUCUUGUGCACUUUACUGCUGUUUCUGUCUUGAUAUUGUGAAGCCUACACCUUCACAGUCAGAAUGUAUGGGAGUUUUUACAGUGCAACGUAGAGAGCUGAAAAGAAUAAAAUAAUAAUUUCCACAACCCUGAACUCUUCCACUAAUGUUACACAAGAUCAUUUCAUAGAUGAUUGAAAGAAAAGUUAUGUAAAAUAUGACAACGUAAAAACAGUCAUAUUAGGAAUUACAUUUAAAAUUAAAGCAAAGAUAUAAUGGUGCCGCUUUAGAAAAUGGAGUUAAAAAGAAGUAUUUUUUAAAAAUGUUGAAGGCUAAUUCAAAAGCUGAGUGAAAUGUUGAUCUCUACAGAAAUUCACGUAAAAUAUGGAUAUUGGUUUGAUUCCCAUUCAAAGAUGUGGACAUUAGAUGAGUUGAAGAUGACUUGGGUAAUAAUUAAGAACAUUUUAUCAGAACAGCUGCAGAUCCCAGAAGGUUGAAAAUAAAACAAUGAGAGUUAA
Molecule: messenger RNA, 3607 nt
Organism: Xiphophorus hellerii (green swordtail)
Lineage: Eukaryota; Metazoa; Chordata; Actinopteri; Cyprinodontiformes; Poeciliidae
Product: adhesion G protein-coupled receptor F5-like
Exons: 13
Coding region: 65-2914 (949 amino acids)
Biological process (GO): cell surface receptor signaling pathway; adenylate cyclase-activating G protein-coupled receptor signaling pathway
Cellular component (GO): membrane
Molecular function (GO): G protein-coupled receptor activity
Source: RefSeq, a predicted model, not a curated record